UCUCAUUCUGUUUAUGCCUCUAUUCGUAGCUUUUUUUGCUUUCUGUGUGUAUCAGCAAAUUGAAUAAGUCACCUAUAGCAGCUGUGGCGCCCCGUAUGUGUACAUAUUAUUAAAAGAGACGCCGCAUUUCUUGCGAACUACCGAACAUUGCAUUUCGGUCCUUCGCAGUGUACGAACGUUUUACUUUGCACACAAGUGUGCCAUUUUAUCCAAAAUUUGGGUAAGGGCCAAAUCUAAAGAGUGAGUAGGAAAAACAGUGGAAAAAGUGAAUUUUUGUAAUAUUUCGUUAUCGGAGUCGACGUAAAAUAAUUCAGUGCAAGAACUAUAAAACUCGGAUGCGUUUGUAUACUAUUACGUUUAUGUUACACUUUGUUUUUUCAUAAUUGAUAGAAUUUUCAUAGAAUAAAUUAUUUUCGAAAUUUAAGUCUAAAUAAACUCGGAACUUUUCUACUGUAAAGAGAGACGGGGAUAAAUAAAACAAUUAUGAGCUUUAAGGUACUCGUUAAAAUUUGUGAAGUGGGCAUGAUCCCGAAAAGAGUUGCUGGACACACUGUACAAUGGGUGAAGUUCGGUAGAUAUUUCAGUACAACAGGUACAAGAUCUAGGACUACACUUGAUGAAUCACCAAAUGCAGCACUUGAUAAAACAUUAUUAAACAAAUAUUAUGCUUUGCCACAGCCAGAAAACAAAAUUCAAGCCAAGUAUAUUUGGAUUGAUGGUACAGGAGAAGGUGUAAGAAGUAAAACCAGGACGAUUGAUUUCAUUCCGAAGAAACCUAUUGAUUUACCACAAUGGCAAUAUGAUGGUAGUUCGACAUAUCAAGCUGAAGGAGACAAUAGUGACAUUUAUCUUAUACCUCAAGCCAUCUACAAAGAUCCUUUUCGUCGUGGAAAUAAUAUCCUCGUUCUCUGUGAAACCUAUCUUGCUGAUAUGACACCUACAAAAUGCAAUAAUCGUGCUUCCGCUAAUAAGGCCAUGGAACUAGCUAAGAGCGAUGAACCAUGGUUCGGUAUUGAGCAGGAAUAUACAUUAUUAGAUUUUGAUGGUAGGCCCCUUGGUUGGCCAAAAAAUGGUUUCCCGGGACCUCAAGGACCAUAUUAUGGUGGAGUAGGGGCUGAUAAAGUUUUUGGUCGAGAAAUUGUUGAAGCCCAUUACCGUGCUUGUCUUUAUGCAGGUGUAGCUAUUUCCGGGACUAAUGCCGAGGUGAUGCCAUCCCAAUGGGAAUACCAGGUUGGACCUAGUUCUGGUAUUAUUGCUGGUGAUGAUAUAUGGAUUUCUAGAUUUAUUCUCCACCGUAUAGCUGAAGAAUUUGGAGUAAUAGUGACUCUUGAUCCUAAGCCUGUUGAAGGAGACUGGAAUGGUGCGGGUGCUCAUUGUAAUUUCUCAACUAAAAGCAUGCGUGCUAAUAAUGGGAUCGAAGAAAUAAAAAAAGCUAUUGACAAAUUGAGUAAAAAACAAUUGAAGCACAUUAAAGCUUACGAUCCUCGUGGGGGUAAGGAUAAUGAACGAAGAUUGACUGGUAAGUGCGAAACCAGCAGUAUCCACGAUUUUAGCUGGGGAGUAGCUAACCGUAAUGUAAGUAUUCGCAUCCCUCGAGGCGUAGCUGAAGCCAAUAAGGGAUAUUUGGAAGAUAGAAGACCUAGUAGCAACUGCGAUCCAUAUUCCGUCUGUGAUGCCCUUAUUCGCACGUGCGUUCUUAAUGAAUAAACUUGUAUGUGAUUAUAUUUUUUAUUAUUUAUAAAUGCAAAUAUGAUAUG
Messenger RNA from Ceratosolen solmsi marchali, 1757 nucleotides. Its product is annotated as glutamine synthetase 2 cytoplasmic-like. The record is from RefSeq and is a predicted model, not a curated record. NCBI's taxonomy places the organism in Eukaryota, Metazoa, Arthropoda, Insecta, Hymenoptera, Agaonidae. Gene Ontology annotation, molecular function: glutamine synthetase activity. The transcript is spliced from 4 exons. Gene Ontology annotation, cellular component: cytoplasm. The coding region runs from base 484 to 1707 and encodes 407 amino acids.